Molecule: messenger RNA, 1394 nt
Organism: Amphimedon queenslandica
Lineage: Eukaryota; Metazoa; Porifera; Demospongiae; Haplosclerida; Niphatidae
Exons: 5
Coding region: 120-710 (196 amino acids)
Source: RefSeq, a predicted model, not a curated record
UGUACACCCACGCAUUCCAGCCCCACCCAUUCUGACUUAUGAAUUAAUUGAAUAUUUUGAACCUAAAUUACGUCACUAGAGUACAAACUUUGUCUAGUCUGGUCCUUUUUUGUAUUGUCAUGCUGGGGGUGGACUUCCUGAUUCACAAGACUCACCUACUGACGCAGGAUCAUAACCACAGGCCAAAACAACAAGAGAAAGUGCAGAAGGAAGGGAAAAGGGAAAGAGAAUACAUUGAUAAAUGCAUUGAUAGAUUACUGGGAAAUGAGAGUAGGGACAAGAAUAUUCAUGGAAUCAAUAUCAAUUCUAAGACACGGCCGAUUUCAUAUCAUGAGGCUAUACCUCAAGAUUAUGCAUUGUCAAGAAUAGAGAGACUUAAAACCGAAUGCUCCUUAUAUCAUAUGGAUCAAAAGCUAAACGAAUUGGAUGACUCUUUAACAUCAAUUGCAUCACACAACAGUUGGGCCAGCAGUGCCAGAGUGACAAGGCAAAACGUUGAACUUGCUUGUUUCGUAAGACGAAAGCGUCACCUGCUUACUAACCCAGCCACAUGUAGGAGGGUAGAGCAUAGGUUAUGCAAUCAGACUGGGCCCGUCCUGAUUGCCAAGAUUAUCAGAGAUGGACCGAAACCAAGUUCGUCGCCGGCAACAAUUUGGGCUGAACUAGUGUUAAAAGAGGGCAAGAUGAAGCAAGAAAGGAUACAGAGCUAGAAUUAAGGAUGGUUGGUGCUGUAAAGAAUGUUCUGGCGGAUGAGGGUACAGAGUUAGAAUUUGCUACGUAGUCAGUGGUUAUGAAGAGUACUGUGUAUUAUUACGUGAUAUGUUUGGACUUUUGCCUUUUAAGGAUUGACCUUUUGCAUUUAUUUAUAAUUCAAAGGAUAAUAAUUGAACUUGUUAAAUAGCCGACUGAUAGCUUGCGUCCAGCUGCAAAAGUGCCUCAAUUUGUACAAAGGAUUGUGUUGGUAGAAAUGAAUUAUAAUACAAAAGAUGUGAAAAAGAAUAACACAACAAACAAACACAUACAUAAAAGCACACAUUGAAAAUGACUCAUAAGUAAGAUGUAUUUUUUAGAAAACUAUCUGUUCUUGGGACAUAAACAGCAUCCAGAAAGCUCCAGCUUUUAACGUAUUCGGUUGCUUGUCUUACUAAGCGACAGCAGAGGGUUUCGCCUUGUUUUCCACUCCCGCAGUCUUCUCUCCAUUCUUGUAUGAGACUAGUAAAUUUCAUCGAGUCUGCUUCGUCCCCGAUACUCUUGAGGACGGCAGCGGCCGAGGCGAUGCGUCUCUCCUUCUCGGCUGCAGUGUUAGUCGUGGAACAACUAGAAGAACUGCGGGAAGUGUCCAUUAUAUAGAAGGAGGGCUUAUUCGAGAGCUUUUAUCACUAUUAGCAAGAGUG